AUGAGUCUGCUGUUAAGAAACCAAAGUCAGCUGUUAAGCAUGAACCGGUGCUACCGGAACGUACACUCUAACGUCCGGGUUAGAUUCGCCAGUUACCGAUCGAAACAUCCCAUUGGUCUGAUAAGUGCACAGUACGAUGGCUUGUUUAUACCGCACACAAUGUUCAGUAGCGGCCCCAACAGUAGAUGCUGGACACCAGUUGGGGCUCGUACUGGCGGUUUGCCUUCGCUCGAUGCCGUUGGAUUUGGGAGUAGCAGCCGGACCGCUACGCCACAAACCAUUCGAUGCAUUUCCACGACUAGCUGGCUUCGGGACCAGCCAUCCUCUAAGGUAGAAGUAACGGUACAAACGUUGAAGAAGAAGGAAAAGGAGCAACAACAACAACAGCAGCAGCAGCUAGCCAAUGGUGCCGGGAAUGUUGCGGUUCCCGGAGGAGCUGCACCGGCUGCUACGGUUGCGGCGAAAUUACCAACUGACAGUGUCUCUGCUUCGAGUCCACCCAGUUCGUCGGUUAGCGCAGAGCAACAGUCACAGAUUCCUCCGGCGGCCGUCGUUGCGACCGCUCCGGUGGUGAAGAAAACGCUCCAACAACGCAUCUGGGCCGAGCUAGUGCACUACUAUCACGGUUUUCGAUUGCUAUUUAUUGACAUCAAUAUCAGCCGGAAGCUGCUGUGGCGCGUACUUAACGGGAAAACGCUAACCCGCCGCGAGCACCGGUUGCUUAUCCGGACGACCUCGGAUCUGUUCCGGUUGGUGCCGUUUUCGGUGUUCAUCAUCGUGCCCUUCAUGGAGCUGUUGUUGCCGCUCGCGAUCAAGCUGUUCCCGGGCAUGCUGCCGUCUACCUUCCAGACUGCCACCGAGCGAGAGGACAAGAUCAAACAGAACCUGAAGGUGAAGCUCGAGAUGGCCAAGUUCCUGCAGAAGACACUCGACGACAUGGCGGUACAGAACAAGGAACACCGAUCGCAGGCUGCCAAGGAUUUCAGCGAGUUUUUCACCCGCGUCCGAACGACGGAGAAUUUCACGAUGUCCAACGAGGAGAUUCUGAAGUUUUCCAAACUGUUUGAGGAUGAAAUUACGCUGGACUCGUUGACCCGCCAACAGCUGCAGGCGCUAUGUCGCGUGCUCGAAGUGUCUCCGAUCGGAACGUCCAAUUUGCUGCGGUUCCAGCUUCGACUUAAGCUUCGCAAUCUCGCGGCCGAUGAUCGCACGAUCCAGAAGGAGGGCAUUCAGUCGUUAAAUUUGUCCGAGCUUCAGGCAGCUUGCAGGGCGCGUGGUAUGCGAGCCUACGGUGCCUCCGAGGAGCGACUUAAGACGCAGCUGCAGGAGUGGAUCAAUUUGAGCCUGAACGAAAAGGUCCCGCCGUCGUUGCUGUUGCUUUCUCGGGCGCUUAUGCUGCCCGAGAACAUUACGACGAGCGACAAGCUUAAGGCAACUAUUUCGUCCUUGCCCGAUUCUGUGGCUACCGUGACGAAGGCGGCCAUUGGUGAGCGUGAGGGUAAGAUCGACAAUAAGACAAAGAUAGAGGUUAUCAAGGAAGAGGAGCGCAAAAUCAAGGAAGAGCGCGAGGAAGAAAAGGAAAAGCAGAAGGAGCAAAAAGAGCAACAGGAGCUGGUGGAUGGAGCUCCCGUACUGAUGGCCGAUGGCAAGACUGCGGAAGCCAGCGCCAAGCCAGCCGAAGCUGUGGAACAGCCCGAGGUCAUUUUUGCUCCUGCACCUGCUAGGACGAUUGUGCUCGAUCAGAUCCCACCACAGCCGCACACGGUUGAGGAGCUUUCCAGCAAGGAUCUGGAGGUGCUGGGCGAUGCUCUUGGAACGCUAAGCAAAACCAAGAAAUCGUUGUUAGUGGAGAAGGAAGAAAUACGGGACCUGAAAGAAGAAAUCGCGGAUUACCAGGAGGAUGUGCAGGAACUACAUGAGGUCGUCACUGCCUCCAGCAAUCAGCAGGAAGUACAGGUGAAAGAAUCGCGAGCUGCGAAGCUGCUGUUCAAGAAGGUCAACUCGAUGAUCAACAAAAUGGACACGGUACUGACCGAUCUGGAGCGAAAAGAAAAGCGGCUGAAAGAGCAGGUGCAUGCGGCUGGACAAAGUGAAGAGCAGCCGAUUUCACCCGCUGCCGACGAGGAACUGGUGCGGAUAGACGAACUGAUGUCUGCCAUCAAAAAGAUCAAAAAUGUUACCGACGAUUCGCGGUUAGACCAGAUUUCGAAAAUUCUCGGAAAGAUCGAUGACGAUCAGGAUGGUCAGAUCAAGGUGGAGGAUGUGUUGAAGGUCAUCGAAACAAUCGGCAAGGAAAACGUGAAACUAAACGCGAAGCAGGUGGACGAGCUGAUCGAGCUGCUCGACAAAGAGGAAGAACUCGAGGCGGAGGAUAAGAUCGAGAAGGCGCUUUCCAAGAGCCUGGAAGCCAAAGAAAAGCAAAAAGAGCAGAAGGAAAAAGAGAAGGAAAAGUUGCUCGAGCUUACAGAUAAAGCCACGGAUCUGAGUUCCCUGGCUCCGCCACCACUAUCGCCACCGUCCCCAUCGCCCGUCCUCGCCGACGGUACGACCAUUAUCGAUGCGGACGCCCUGCAGAAGGUGGUGGAGGAACGUAAGAAAAAUGCCAGUAUUAACAGUGCGGGAGCUGGAGAGGGAACAGCAACGACGGCCACGGAAGCGGUAUCUCCAUCGACAGCGUCGAAAUCGGGCACUGCUGCACUUAAGAACAAAACGAUGUAAGGGAGCACGCUCUGUCCGCUGGUCACGCCACGUGUCCGCAUCUGGCUGUGGUGGCGUUUGCUCCAGGCGCAAACGUGGCCUUUAUGUUUGAUUGUAAAAAUGUGUGACAUCCCAAUUCGAAGAGUUCAAAACGACGCUAUCUUAGAUGCGAAGCGAACUGGGUAGCGAAAAUACGGAACGGCACGAGUCAACGGACGAGCACGAACGAGAUUUUACAAACUUGUACAAACACGCAAAAUUGAAUGGUGAAACAUACUCCAUGCACACCUUGCAAUAAUGGUUCCCUGCCGCUUUCAUUUUUUUCCCGUUGUGUCCACUGUUGUGGUGAUUUCCGGCCCGAAUCGGGUCGUGUAGUUUUCCAGGCGCUCUUAGUUUUGUUGGAACUUUUUUUUAUACAUAGAUAGCGCACUGUGCAUUCAAUCACGAUUCUUCAUGGGAAAAUAGAUACUGUAGAGUGCAGUGGUAGCGAUGCUGCCAUCUCCUACUACGAAUGGUGCUGUGGAUGAGAGGAUGCAUACAAAGCGCAACCGACAACUUUAAUGUGUAAUAAACGAACGACCGCAUAAAUAAGCCUAUUGUACAAUAUACUGGAUAAUUCGUUAGAAAUGUUAAAUGUA
This is a messenger RNA of Anopheles nili, 3335 nucleotides long. It is a transcript of the gene Letm1, whose product is annotated as mitochondrial proton/calcium exchanger protein. NCBI's taxonomy places the organism in Eukaryota, Metazoa, Arthropoda, Insecta, Diptera, Culicidae. The transcript has 6 exons. Gene Ontology annotation, biological process: intracellular monoatomic cation homeostasis. Bases 1 to 2718 code for a protein of 905 amino acids. The record is from RefSeq and is a predicted model, not a curated record. Gene Ontology annotation, cellular component: mitochondrial inner membrane. Gene Ontology annotation, molecular function: ribosome binding; calcium ion binding.